Messenger RNA from Emericellopsis cladophorae, 1302 nucleotides. RefSeq names its product parallel beta-helix repeat protein. The coding region runs from base 1 to 1302 and encodes 433 amino acids. The record is from RefSeq and is a predicted model, not a curated record. NCBI's taxonomy places the organism in Eukaryota, Fungi, Ascomycota, Sordariomycetes, Hypocreales, Bionectriaceae. The transcript is spliced from 2 exons.
AUGACUCGUAUUUCACUCCUCGCCAACCUCCUGGCCUUUGCCGCGACUGCCUGCGCACAAUGCGGCGCUGGCAACCCGGGAGCGACUGUUGACGGGAGCAGCGGAAAUUACGUGGCCACCGCCAACGGCGGCCAGGUUUAUGCUGGCUCCGACUACCGCCUGGCCAUCCAGACUGCCAUCGACUCCGUCUCUGCGGGGCAGCGCGUGUCAGUCCUUGCCUCAGGUGGCAUUGGCGCGAGCAGCAUCGACAUUCCCAGCGGCAAGACCUUUGAGGUCUGUGGGACGCUUGAUGUCGGCUUCAACAAUGCCCGUGGAGCCAUUCGCUCUCUAGGCACGUCCGAUGUCUCGAUUCCCUAUCUCACCAUGACGGGCAACCCGUAUUUCGGCAUGCAGUUCUACGGCACGAGCAACCUGCAUCUCGGCGAAAUCGUCUUGAACCUAAGCGGCGGCAUUGGCAUCCGCUUUGACCGUGACGCUGCGUCCAACUCGGACGUGAGCAUGGACAGCAUCCGCGUCACUGGCGCCGGCAGCCAUGCCGUGGAGACAUUCAACAUCAACGGUCUUACCAUUGGCGAAGUCAUCGCCACCGACUGCGGCGAGUCUGGCCUUCUCAUCCAGACCUCGACGGAUGUGCAGGUCGGCUACGUCGAGGGCAACAACGUCGGUGCUGGUACCGGCUACGCUACACUCCGCUUCGCCAACAACAACGGCCAGCUGCCCGACGGCAGCUACGACACCAACGUCUACGUGGACCGUGUCGUCUCGCGCGGUGGCGGUCGCGGUGUCUUCUGCGUGUCCCAGUCCGGCGGCGCGGAGAUUGGAACCGUCGAUCUGGCUGACAAUGGCAACAAUGCCAUCCUCAUCGAGAACUGCUACAACCUGUCUAUCCUUGGCGGGACUGUGUCCGGCGGCGGAGAGGUUCGUCUCUCGGCACGCGACGAGUUCCCCAACACCAGGGACAUUUCCAUCACACUGAGGGUGGACGGCACAACAGUUCGGGAGAGCCCACAGUCACUGGCGCCGGAGUCUUGUUUCAAGCCGAGCCGAGCUGCGGCGCCGCCGUUCCCGUUGGAACUCCACCAUGGUCAACGCCGGACCGGACCGCUGCCGCACAUGCAAACGUACUUCGACAAUUUCAAGGCAUUCCCGGUCACCGACAAUCUCAAGGUCCAGGACGUGUGGGACAAGCGAUUCACGGCCGGCAUGGCGAACUUCGAGGAAGGCAUCGCCAGCCACUGGAGCUGGGGCCGCAUUGUCCUCGCCGGAGACGCGGCGGCUAGCAGCAGGAAUGCACAUACAUAG